GUGAACGCAGCGCUGCCAUAUUGUUGUUGUAUUUUCGGGGCAGCUGAGCGGAGUUUCCAGCUGCUGUCACUGUGGACUCUUUCUAAGGGGGGGGGACACUGCUUACCGACACUAUCUGGAAUACAACUAAACUGAAGUCACUGUAAAAGUUUCGGGACAGCGACAGGAGCCGUCGGGAGAGGUGAAGAUGGUGGACCGGCUUGCAAACAGCGAGGCCAACUCGAAGCGCAUUGCGGUGGUGGAAAGCUGCUUUGGCGCCGCCGGGCAGCCAUUGGCCAUCCCUGGGCGUGUGCUCAUCGGCGAGGGCGUCCUCACCAAACUCUGCCGCAAGAAGCCCAAAGCACGGCAGUUUUUCCUCUUCAACGACAUCCUGGUGUACGGCAACAUCGUCAUCCAGAAGAAGAAGUACAACAAGCAGCACAUCAUCCCACUGGAGAGCGUCACCAUUGACACGGUGCCAGAUGAGGGCGACCUCCGCAACGGCUGGCUCAUCAAAACGCCCACCAAGUCGUUUGCUGUGUACGCCGCCACUGCCACAGAGAAGUCUGAGUGGAUGAACCACAUAGGGAAGUGUGUGGGAGACCUGCUGCAGAAGAGCGGGAAGGCUCCCACCGGAGAGCACGCUGCCGUCUGGGUUCCCGACUCUGAGGCAUCGGUGUGCAUGCGCUGCAAGAAGGUCAAGUUUACACCCGUCAGCCGCCGCCAUCACUGCAGGAAGUGCGGCUUCGUGGUGUGCGGCCCGUGCUCAGAGAAGAAGUACCUCCUGCCCAGCCAGUCGUCCAAACCGGUUCGAGUCUGUGAGUACUGCUACAGCCAGCUGAUGUCUGGAAGCCUGGCGCCGCGCUUAGACUCCAUCAGCCGGCCGGGGUCAAAGUUCAACAGCAACAACCUGUCGGACGAUGAGGAUGAAGACGACAGCAGUGACUAAGGACCACAGGACCCUCCUCGAUCUGCUCAUCUAAGAGUUGAGGAGGAAAUACUCUAACAAGAGCUUUUUGUUUUUCUUUUUGCUCCAAAUGAAUGAGGAUUAAUGAAUGGAUGAAGGAAUGAAUGAAUGAAUCCCGUCACUUGGGAUUUCCAUCCACAAACCAAGUGUUUAUUCUCUCCUUUUUCUCCAGGGAUCGUACUUUCCUGAACACUGCGAUUAAACAGAUGUGGAUUUAGUGUGGUGACUGGCAGAACAAUGGGGAAAAAAGUCUGACUGUUCAUCAUCCCCCCCUUUUUUCUCUCUUUUUUUGACGCUUGAUCAGGCUGCAGUUCAUCACUACAUAACACAACGGUGCUAAUGAGACCCCUCUCCUUUUACUUUCUUCACAUGAUGAUUGCUUGUAAUUUUCUGCAGGGAAAAGCAAAUGAUAGGGCUUCAUCUCUUCACACCAAAAAGGGGCUAUUUUCACAUGCUUAUUGCCCUGCUUUGUAAAUUUCUCUCCAGUCUCAAGUAAAAUUAUUACUCUAAAUGUUUUCUAGCAGACCUGAUACUGUAGCUGCUUGUGACAAAUCAGAUUCAUGUAGAAACUAAAGCUGGACACACACUUAACAACCAUCUGAGCAAAUCUACUCUUUUACUAUCAGAAAAAACAAACAUGAAGAAGCACCAAGUCUGCAAAAUAUAUGACCCUGUUGUUUUACUCAUAUAAAUAA
Molecule: messenger RNA, 1641 nt
Organism: Sphaeramia orbicularis (orbiculate cardinalfish)
Lineage: Eukaryota; Metazoa; Chordata; Actinopteri; Kurtiformes; Apogonidae
Gene: plekhf2
Product: pleckstrin homology domain containing, family F (with FYVE domain) member 2
Exons: 2
Coding region: 188-928 (246 amino acids)
Biological process (GO): endosome organization; endosome to lysosome transport
Cellular component (GO): early endosome
Molecular function (GO): phosphatidylinositol binding; metal ion binding
Source: RefSeq, a predicted model, not a curated record